Messenger RNA from Gadus chalcogrammus (walleye pollock), 4797 nucleotides. RefSeq names its product zinc finger protein 316-like. Bases 228 to 3185 code for a protein of 985 amino acids. The record is from RefSeq and is a predicted model, not a curated record. NCBI's taxonomy places the organism in Eukaryota, Metazoa, Chordata, Actinopteri, Gadiformes, Gadidae. Gene Ontology annotation, cellular component: nucleus. The transcript is spliced from 10 exons.
CGUGUAUGAGUCCGGUGUGUUUCUGUAGCCGCAGAUAAUAUCAACUUCAGGAUUUAUAAACCCUUGAUUAGUGACGUGUGUGUUGAGAUAUAAACUGACGAAUGUUAACCGGGAGAUUAAAGAAUGUUAACGAGCGGCGUUAGUUUGGUCUGUUUGCUCAUGCCACCAGUUAGCUUGUAGCUAACCUGCUCCGAGGGCAUCGAACCCGCGACCCCCUGAGCCCCGGCAUGGGACCUGAUCUGGGAACAGAGGCCCUCCCGCUGCCCUCGCUGCGCCUGCUGGUGUCCCCCCUGCAGCUGAGCGUGGCGGUCAUGUGGCGGGUGCUCCACCGGCUGGAGGUGCAGCACUACUGGGCGGUGGCCCGCUUCGUGGGCCUUCUGCUGGAGGCGGUCCCCGAGCUGCUGCUGGACCCCCACUGGACCCCGCUGGGCAUCGGCCUGCGGGCCAAGUAUAUCCUGGAGCUGUGUCGGGCUGACCAACCUGUGGACCCAGAGCAGAUUAGGGCACUCCUGGACACGGUCGCUAGGCCGCACCCCCCCAGAGCUAGACAGGAACAGGAAGAGGAGGAGGAGGAGGAGGAGGAGGAGGAGGAGGGGCCUGUGGAGGCUAACUUUGUGGAGCUGGUCCACACGAUGCUCAAAGACCCGGAGGUUAAACAGCACUUUUUCACGGAGGUGUUCCCACUGGCGUACGGUCCGGACUACGACCAGGACCUCCUCACCCUGUUUGAAGAGCUCCUCUACCGACUGGCCCAGCUGCUCCCGGUCCCUGACCUCGGACAGACGGUGUCGUGGCUGGGCAGCAGCAGCAGCUCUCUCCUGGACGACUGCUCCGUCUCCUCCACCCACCUGAGAGGUUUACUGCAGCACCACCGACAGCUGGGUCACCUGGAGGAGCACGUUCCUCCCUCCUCUAUGGGCAACUGCAUCCUGUCGUCCCUGGCCGGCCCGCCCCCAGCCGGGCCCCACAGCCAAUCAGCUUCACCGCAGCGCCUCGGGGACCACGGCCCAUUCGCCGACGGAGCGGCCGAGGUCGUCAUGGUGACGGACUACGCCGAGGUGGAGCUCGGCACCACUGGCCACCCGCCGGAAGAGUGCGUGGAGGAGGUCGUCACGGAGACGGAGGUCGUCACGGAGACGGAGGAGGAGGGGGCUCCGACGGAGGAGGACCCCGCCUUCCCCGACGAGAUGAAACAGGAACAGGAAGAGGAGGCGGCGUCCCCGGCCCGCCCCCACGUCUGCCCCGACUGCCCGAAGCGGUUCCGCUUCGCCUCGUCGCUCACCGCCCACCGGGUGGUGCACACCCGGGAGCGCCCCCACCGCUGCCCCGCCUGCGGCCGCUGCUUCUCCUUCCGCCAGUCGCUGGAGCGCCACAGGCACACGCACGAGACGCCCCCCGGGACGGCCACGCCCCAAAGCGAACACGAGACGACCCCCGGGACGGCCACGCCCCAAAGCGAACACGAGACGAGCGCGGCCCUGAGCGAGCACGAGACGCCCACGCCCCAGACGGUCACGCCCCAAAGCGAGCCACAGGCGGCCACACCCCAGACGGCCACGCCCCAGACGGCGCCUGGCAGCGGCGGCCGGGACGCGCGCUCGCUCUGCGACAGGAAGUUGAGCUGUGAGCCGGCGCCGGCGGACCCUGAGAGUUCCGGCGGGGAGCCGCCGCCCCCCCAGGUGAAGCAGGAGGCGGGGGCGGACGGAGACGACGACGGCGGUGGUGAGCGGGUGGGGUCGGGGGCCGGGCGGGUGGAGGCCCUGGCUCCGGCGCUGGUGGAGCGGGUGGUGUCCCUGGUGGCGGUGCGGAGCAGCGGCCGCAAGAGGAAGCCCACCAUGAAGGUCCAGGUCAUCAACCUGCAGAGGAGCCUGGGGAGGGGCGGGGCCAGCCUGGGGGCGGAGCCUAAGAGGAGGAAGCAGGUUGGGGCAGCUGCGCCCUUCUUCAGCUCGGAGCACUCGUACGGUUCCGCUGAGGGCCUCCCGGGUUCCGCGGCGGCCGAGGGUGAAGACGCCGCGUGGGGCGGCUCCUCUCAGGUCCUCGGCGGCCCAGCCGCAGACCCAGUCCUCCAGGCUCCUCCUCCUCCUCUUCCCGGCGUUCCCGGUUGUCAGGACGACGCGGACGACGCCCCCGCCGCCGCCGACCUGCGGGACGGCCGCUUCGGCUGCCCCGACUGCGCCAAGAGCUUCCGCUUCCGCUCGCUGCUGGCGUCGCACCGCCGCGUCCACACGGGCGAGCAGCCCUUCCUCUGCCCGGCGUGCGGCCGCCGCUUCUCCUUCAAGCAGUCGCUGGAGCGUCACCGCCGCACGCACGGACCCGGGCCGCCCGCCUCCCCCGCCGAGCUGCGGGACCCCGGGGGGGGGCGCCCGGACGCCGGGGGCGGGGCCUUCCUCUGCUCCCGCUGCGGGCGCUCCUUCAGCGCCAAGUCGGCGCUGCUCCGGCACGCCAGGACGCACGGCGAGGAGACGCCGACGGGGCCCUCCGGCGUGGCCCCGCCCCCCGGGGAGCAGCAGGAGGCGCUCCACACCUGCGACUGCGGCAAGUCGUUCCCGUACCGCGCGGCGCUCACGGCCCACCAGCGCGUGCACCGCGAGGAGCGGCCGCACGCCUGCGCCCACUGCCCCAAGCGCUUCCUGUACCGCGGCGGGCUGACGAGCCACGCCAAGACGCACUGCGACGACAAGCCCUUCGCCUGCUCCUUCUGCGGCAAGAGCUUCAAGCGCGAGCGCAACAUGAAGAAGCACGAGCGCUGCCACACGCGGGACGGCGUGUUCCGCUGCUCGCAGUGCGACAAGAGCUUUGUGUACAAGGCCACGCUGACGCGCCACGAGCUGACGCACUCGGGCGAGCGCCCCUUCCUCUGCUGCGACUGCGGCAAGGGCUUCUACUCGCACGCCGAGUUGCUGAAACACGAGCGCUUCCACACGGGCCACAAGCCCUUCCAGUGCCCCUUCUGCGGCAAGCGCUUCACGCAGUCCUGCUACCUGACCAUCCACGUGCGCUACCACACGGGGGCGCGGCCGUACGCGUGCCCCGACUGCGACAAGAGCUUCAUGAGCGCCAACCGGCUGAAGAGGCACCAGCGCACGCACACCGGAGAGAAGCCCUACCUGUGCCCCGAGUGUGGACGGGGCUUCAGGCAGUCCUACCACCUCAAGGUGCACCUGAGGACGCACGCCUACGCCUAGGACACGCCCCCUCCCCUGAGGACCCAUGUCUAGGGCACACCCCCAGGGUUCACCGCCUACACCUAGGCCACGCCCCCCACUCGCAACCGUGGGGGUCAGAGGUCAUCAAGCUAACACUGAAGAAUGAGUUUCUAUUAAUCAUGAUUCACUACGUCUGUCGAGAUUCGAAUAGUCUUCAUUCUCCUGGGACGGGUUGUGUAGAAGCGUUAAAGUGAAAGCGAAAAUGCUCUAAAAAGCAGAGUCCAAGUGUGUUAAUAAUAAAUCAUGUUUGAUAAGAAAUACUUUUAUUAAGUUUGACAACAAAAAAUAUGAAAUUACAAUUUAGGAAUAGAGGUACUCUAACAUCGGGUAUGAAAAAUGUUAAUCCCCUCACCUUGCAGUCAAGUGUGUUUGCACUCAAACAGAAAUACCAAAUCUAUUUUUCUACAAACUCGUUUUCUGGGUCACUAAACUGAACGUGACAUACAGUAAGUAGCACCAGGAAGUCACAGGACAACACAUCUAAAGAGAAACCAAACUCUAAACCUCGGACCCCAGUGACUGGUCUAUAGGGGUAAGGACCACUUUGUACCAAACACUUAACAGACGGUUAGGUUCAGAGUUUGGUUUCCCUUCAACAACAUUAGGGCUGGUCGCUGCAGGAGGCGGUUGCCUAGACGACAAGAAACAGGGUGAUGGGGCAGUGGUCGCUACCCAUGGCUUGGUUGCGGAUCUUGCUGUCACAGAGGCCGGGCAUCAGGCCCUCGGAGAGCAGGAAGUAGUCGAGGCGCCAGCCCACGUUCUUGGAGCGCGAGUUCAUCAUGUAGGUCCAGAAGGAGUAGGCGUUGGCCUGCUCGGGGUAGCGGUGGCGGAAGCUGUCGGUGAAGCCGGCGGCCAGCAGCGUGGUGAAGGCCUCGCGCUCCUCCACCGUGAAGCCUGCGUUCUUCUUGUUGCCCUUGGGGUUCUUCAGGUCGAUCUCCUGGUGGGCCACGUUCAGGUCGCCGCACAUCACCACGGGCUUGCUCUCCUCAAGGCCGAGCAGGUACGCCUGGAGGUCCGCGUCCCAGGUCUUGCGGUACUCCAGCCGCACCAGGCCCUUGCCCGAGUUGGGGACGUAGGUGGUGACCAGGAAGAAGGCGGGGAACUCUGCGGUGAUGACGCGCCCCUCCUUGUCGUGCUCCUCCUUGCCUGGGGGGCCCCGAGGAGAAACCGUUUAGACAUCUGGUCGCCUCACGGCUACGACUUUUCAAACGCAAUUUCCUACAUAAGUUGAUCGAUUCCAAGUUAAGAUGUGAUUCUGAAUAAGUAAACCUCGACCAAGGUCCUGGCUCUAGGAGGCCUACAGGUAGGGGUCAGGGGUCAUCUGGCUCUAGGAGGCCUAAAGGUAAGGGACAGGGGUCCCUUGCUCCAACUAGAACUACACCAAAAGAGAGGGCUGUGGGUUCCUCACCGAUGCCGUAGGUGACGUUGAUGGGCUCCGUCUUGCAGAGCAUGGCCACGCCGCUGUAGCCGUCCUUCUCCGCGCUCAGCCAGUACUUGUGGGGGAACUCCGGCAUGGAGGUGAUCUCCGCCGGGAGAGACUUCUCGUUACACUUGGUCUCCUGGAGACACAAGACGUCUGGGGCCUCCUCAC